Oncorhynchus gorbuscha (pink salmon) is the source of this 2274-nucleotide messenger RNA. RefSeq names its product Krueppel-like factor 2. The transcript is spliced from 3 exons. Gene Ontology annotation, molecular function: RNA polymerase II cis-regulatory region sequence-specific DNA binding; DNA-binding transcription factor activity, RNA polymerase II-specific. Lineage: Eukaryota; Metazoa; Chordata; Actinopteri; Salmoniformes; Salmonidae. Gene Ontology annotation, biological process: regulation of transcription by RNA polymerase II. The coding region runs from base 310 to 1488 and encodes 392 amino acids. The record is from RefSeq and is a predicted model, not a curated record.
GCAAGAGGAAAAGCAAAGAGACUACAAGCGCUCACUGGGCUCACUAGCUUUAUAUAGGGCUAAAUUUAGGGACGUGUAGUGCGUGUUUCCGCCGCUUCGUACAAUUGGUCCAGCUUUUCAGCUACAAUAUUUAUAAGGUAUAGGAACUCCUACCAAUCAAACUUUCACAUGACUCUGAAACAGUACUCGAAGUGAGAAGUAGUGGUUUAUACUACUACAAAUAGUUUCUCGUGUGGACUCCAGUCUACAUCGCGUUUGCUAAUAUUCUUAGACAGAAAUAACGUUUUUUAUUCAAGAAAAUUACAACGUAUGGAAAUGGCCUUAACCGGGACCAUUUUACCAUCCAUCGCUACAUUUGCGAACCAAAAGGAAAAAUGCUGGGAAAAUAGGUGGAAGGGAGAGAUGGACAGGCCUGUGCAUUCCAGCUGUGCUGUGGUGGAGAGCAUGGACAACUGCAUGGGCAGAAAAGACGAAGAAGAGCUCGAUAAAUUCCUGGAUCUGGAGUUUAUUCUCUCUAACUCCACGGGCACAGACAGCAACACUCCAUCCUCCGGGACGGAGUACAGGCUAGGAGAGCAGAACAACAUGUAUCACUCCGGGAUGCAGUCUACCUACCCACUGCCCGAGAUGAGCAGCCCACCUCCACCUUACAACAGUCUGAUGGCUGAGCUCCUGCGCACUGAGCUUGACAGCAGCUUCUGCCACCAGCUUUCCGGCAACAGCAUCCAUGGGAGAUUUCUAGUCAGUUCCUCUGCCUUCCCAAAUCAGGACUUUGUAGACAACAUCAAGGUCGAGCCGUCCAUGGACAGUUACGGACCGCUUAUGGGCAUGGUGCCACAGAGCUGCCCAAAGAUCAAGCAGGAGGGGAACGUUUCGUGCAUGAUGUCCUUCGAGCAGCCGAGACUAGCCAACUCUCCACAGGCUGCGGGGAACAUGACACCGCCUCUCAGCCCAGACGACCUGAUGAGCUCCGAGUGUCAGCCCCAGAUGUGCCACUCCAUGACUUUCCCCCAGAGCUACCGCUCCGCAGCGGGAUACCCUCACUCUCACCCGUCCCAACAGAUGCAGCUCCCGUACCAGAGCGCACACCAGUUCGGGAUGUAUGAAGACGGAAUGGGUAUGCAGCCCACCAACCAGAGAGUGCUACUCACUCCACCGUCCUCCCCGCUGGAGAUGAUGGACUCAAAGCCAAAGAGGGGUCGGCGCUCCUGGCCAAGGAAGCGCACAGCGUCUCACACAUGCACUUUCGCUGGAUGCGGGAAAACCUACACCAAGAGCUCGCACUUGAAAGCGCACCACAGAACGCACACCGGUGAAAAACCAUACCAUUGCAGUUGGGAGGGUUGUGGCUGGAAGUUCGCCCGCUCCGACGAGCUGACACGCCAUUUCCGUAAGCACACUGGCCACAGGCCGUUCCAGUGCCACCUGUGUGAGCGCGCCUUCUCCAGGUCCGACCAUCUCGCGCUGCACAUGAAGCGACACAUGUGAUAAAUCACAUACGAUUGAGGACUAUGCCAAAUUAACCAAGAACAACAUCAAGAAAGAUGACUCCAAAAUAUGUAUUUCGUAUUUUAGUUUAUUUAAAUUUGGAGGGAGGGGGGGGGUAAUAGGAAAACAGCAUGAGAACAUAAAACGUGGUCCGACUUGACCAAUUAACGAAUUCUAUAUACAAAUACUAUUUUUGAAAUAUGUAGCUGGUACUACUUUGUUAUUUUUUAUCGAAUAAUAUUUCUAUAAAAGGCUUUAAACAUGCAUUACACGAUGUUUGCAUUUGUGAAUUCAAGUCAACAUAUGAGGCUGGCCCUAUACACCUCUGACGCAACUGGAAUCUGACAAUCACAUGGUUUAAUAUGAUGUGUUUUGAUAGUCACGAUAGUGCCUUCGAUUACCUAUAUGCAUCCCACGAGUGCCAUAUUUUCUCAUGGCAAAAAAAAACAACGUUUAUGUGAGUGUUAUAACUGUAAACAGAACAUGAAAUAAGCUUUAAGACAAUGUUUUGAUCUAAAACUGCCUUCCAGUCUUCAGAGGCUAGAAUUGAAUGUUCUGUGUGUGCAUUUAUCUGCAUUUAUCUGUUGAAUAACAUUUGAUAUCAGGGUCUUUAAAACUAUGGAAAUAGUUGUCCAUCUCAACAUGACAAAGGGCUAAACGGUCUUGUGACUUAAAACUGUUCUGUUUGGUUUUUCUGAGUAAAUGUAUUAAUGCCAUGUAAAUACAUUUUUAUAUAAUGUAAAUAGUUUAUUCUAAUGUACAUAUUAAACUAAUUGAACAACAUUA